GGCCCCGCCCCUCUCUCGCCUCAGGCCGAAGCCUCCGGACGGCCCUGGUAGCCGACCAUGGCAGCAGUGACCCUGUCAGUGCCCGGGCGAAAGGUGACCCCCAAGCCGGGCCCGGUGCCCGAGGCGGCCCAGCCCUUCCUGUUCGCGCCCCGCACUCCGGGCGCAGGCAGCGGGCCGGGGGCAGCAGGCAGCGCCCCGCAGGUUGAGUGGACGGCGAGGCGCCUGGUGUGGGUGCCGUCGGAGCUGCACGGGUUCGAGGCCGCGGCGCUGCGCGAUGAGGGCGAGGAGGAGGCCGAGGUGGAGCUGGCGGAGAGUGGCCGGCGGCUGCGGCUGCCCAGGGACCUGAUCCAGCGCAUGAACCCGCCCAAGUUCAGCAAGGCGGAGGACAUGGCCGAGCUGACCUGCCUCAACGAGGCCUCGGUGCUGCACAACCUGCGCGAGCGCUACUACUCAGGCCUCAUCUAUACGUACUCCGGCCUGUUCUGUGUGGUCAUCAACCCGUACAAGCAGCUUCCCAUCUACACGGAGGCCAUUGUGGAGAUGUACCGGGGUAAGAAGCGCCACGAGGUGCCGCCCCACGUGUACGCGGUGACGGAGGGAGCAUAUCGGAGCAUGCUGCAGGACCGUGAGGAUCAGUCAAUUCUCUGCACUGGGGAGUCUGGAGCUGGGAAGACAGAAAACACCAAGAAGGUCAUCCAGUACCUAGCUCAUGUGGCAUCAUCGCCAAAAGGCAGAAAGGAUCCAGGCGUCCCCGGGGAGCUGGAGAGGCAGCUUCUUCAGGCCAACCCCAUCCUGGAGGCCUUUGGCAACGCCAAGACCGUAAAGAAUGAUAACUCGUCCCGAUUUGGCAAGUUUAUCCGGAUCAACUUCGACGUUGCAGGGUACAUCGUGGGCGCCAACAUCGAGACCUACCUGCUGGAGAAGUCGCGGGCCAUCCGCCAGGCCAAGGACGAGUGCAGCUUUCACAUCUUUUACCAGCUGCUAGGAGGUGCUAGUGAGCAACUAAAAGCUGACCUCCUCCUGGAGCCCUGCUCCCAGUACAGAUUCCUGACCAAUGGGCCAUCGUCCUCACCAGGCCAGGAGCGGGAGCUGUUCCAGGAGACCUUGGAGUCCCUGCGGGUGCUGGGGUUCACUCCUGAGGAGAUCACCUCCAUGCUUCGGACGGUGUCCGCUGUCCUUCAGUUUGGCAACAUCGUGCUCAGGAGUGAGAGAAACACAGAUCAAGCCACCAUGCCUGACAACACAGCUGCACAGAAACUCUGCUGCCUCCUGGGAGUGGGGGUGACCGAUUUCUCCCGUGCUCUGCUCACACCCCGCAUCAAAGUCGGCCGAGAUUUUGUGCAAAAAGCCCAGAGCAAGGAACAGGCCGACUUCGCGCUGGAGGCCCUGGCCAAGGCCACCUACGAGCGCCUCUUCCGCUGGCUGGUCCUGCGCCUCAACCGCGCCCUAGACCGCAGUCCCCGCCAGGGCGCCUCCUUCCUGGGCAUCCUGGACAUCGCGGGCUUCGAGAUCUUCCAGCUGAACUCCUUCGAGCAGUUGUGCAUCAACUACACCAACGAGAAGCUGCAGCAGCUCUUCAACCACACCAUGUUCGUGCUGGAGCAGGAGGAGUACCAGCGCGAGGGCAUCCCCUGGACCUUCCUGGACUUCGGCCUUGACCUGCAGCCCUGCAUCGACCUCAUUGAGCGCCCGGCCAACCCUCCUGGACUCCUGGCCCUGCUGGAUGAGGAGUGCUGGUUCCCCAAGGCCACAGACAAGUCCUUCGUGGAGAAGGUGGCCCAGGAGCAGGGUGGACAUCCCAAGUUCCAGCGCCCAAGGCAACUCCGGGAUCAGGCGGACUUCAGUGUCCUACACUAUGCUGGCAAGGUCGACUACAAGGCCAACGAGUGGCUGAUGAAGAACAUGGACCCACUGAAUGACAACGUGGCAGCCUUGCUUCACCAGAGCGCAGACAGGCUGACAGCUGAGAUCUGGAAAGAUGUGGAGGGCAUUGUGGGGCUGGAGCAGGUGAGCAGCCUUGGGGACGUCCCCCCUGGUGGCCGCCCCCGCCGAGGGAUGUUCAGGACAGUGGGACAGCUCUACAAGGAAUCACUGAGCCGUCUCAUGGCCACGCUGAGCAACACCAACCCCAGCUUUGUCCGCUGCAUCGUCCCCAAUCAUGAGAAGAGGGCCGGGAAGCUGGAGCCAAGGCUGGUUCUGGACCAGCUGCGCUGCAAUGGCGUCCUGGAGGGAAUCCGCAUCUGCCGCCAGGGCUUCCCCAACCGCAUCCUGUUCCAGGAGUUCCGGCAGCGGUACGAAAUCCUCACACCCAAUGCCAUUCCCAAAGGCUUCAUGGACGGGAAGCAGGCGUGUGAGAAGAUGAUCCAGGCCCUGGAACUGGACCCCAACCUCUACCGCGUGGGGCAGAGCAAGAUCUUCUUCCGGGCAGGGGUCCUGGCCCAGUUGGAAGAGGAACGGGACCUGAAGGUCACAGACAUCAUCGUAUCCUUCCAGGCAGCUGCCCGGGGAUACCUGGCUCGCAGGGCCUUCCAGCGGCGCCAGCAGCAGCAGAGCGCGCUGAGGGUGAUGCAGCGGAACUGUGCCGCUUACCUCAAGCUGCGGCACUGGCAGUGGUGGCGCCUCUUCAUCAAGGUGAAGCCCCUGCUGCAGGUGACACGGCAGGACGAGGUGCUGCAGGCGCGGGCCCAGGAGCUGCAGAAAGCCCAGGAGCUGCAGCAACAGAGCGCCCGCGAAGUGGGGGAGCUCCAGAGCCGCGUGGCACAGCUGGAGGAGGAGCGCGCCCACCUGGCCGAGCUGUUGCGCACAGAGGCCGAGCUGUGCGCAGAGACGGAGGAGACGCGUACCCGGCUGGCAGCGCGUAAGCAGGAGCUGGAGCUAGCGCUGUCAGAGCUGGAGGCCCGCGUGGGCGAGGAGGAGGAGUGCAGUCGCCAGCUGCAAUCCGAGAAGAAGAGACUGCAGCAGCACAUACAGGAGCUGGAGAGCCACUUGGAGGCUGAGGAGGGGGCACGACAGAAGCUGCAGCUGGAGAAGGUGACCACGGAGGCGAAGAUGAAGAAGUUUGAAGAGGACCUGCUCAUCUUGGAGGACCAGAACACCAAGCUAAGCAAGGAGCGGCGGCUGCUGGAGGAGCGUCUGGCCGAGUUCUCCUCGCAGGCCGCUGAGGAGGAGGAGAAGGUCAAGAGCCUCAAUAAACUCCGGCUCAAAUACGAGGCCACCAUUGCGGACAUGGAAGACCGCCUGCGCAAGGAGGAGAAGGGGCGCCAGGAGCUGGAGAAGUUGAAGCGGCGGCUGGACGGGGAGAGCUCGGAGCUGCAGGAGCAGAUGCUGGAGCAGCAGCAGCGCGCCGAGGAGCUGCGGGUGCAGCUGGGCCGCAAGGAAGAGGAACUGCAGGCGGCGCUGGCCAGGGCAGAGGAGGAGGGCGGGGCCCGAGCCCAGCUGCUCAAAUCCCUCCGGGAGGCACAGGCCGGCUUGGCGGAGGCGCAGGAGGACCUGGAGACCGAGCGCGCGGCCAGGGCCAAGGCCGAGAAGCAGCGCCGGGACCUGGGCGAGGAGCUGGAGGCCCUGCGCGGGGAACUGGAGGACACAUUGGACUCCACCAACGCCCAGCAGGAGCUGCGUUCCAAGAGGGAGCAAGAGGUGAUCGAGCUAAAGAAAGCUCUGGAGGAGGAGACGCGGGUUCACGAGGUGGCAGUCCAGGAGCUGAGGCAGCGGCACGGCCAGGCGCUCGGGGAGCUGUCGGAGCAGCUGGAGCAGGCCCGGCGGGGCAAAGGUGCCUGGGAGAAAACUCGCUCGGCUCUGGAGGCUGAGGUGUCUGAGCUGCGAGCAGAGCUGAGUAGCCUGCAGACCACGAGGCAAGAGGGGGAGCAGAAGAGGCGCCGCCUGGAGUCUCAGCUGCAGGAGGUGCAGAGCCGGGCUGGCGAUGGGGAACGGGCUCGAGUGGAGGCCGCUGACAAGCUGCAGCGAGCCCAGGCUGAACUGGAGACCGUGUCCUCGGCACUGAAUGAGGCCGAGUCCAAGGCCAUCAGGCUGGGCAAGGAGCUGAGCAGCACAGAGGCCCAGCUACACGACGCCCAGGAGCUGCUGCAGGAGGAGACCCGGGCCAAGCUGGCCUUGGGGUCCCGUGUGCGUGCCAUGGAGGCCGAGGCUGCCGGGCUGCGGGAGCAGCUGGAGGAGGAGGCGGCCGCCAGGGAGCGGGCCGGACGCGAGUUGCAGAGCGCCCAGGUCCAGCUCUCAGAGUGGCGGCGCCGUCAGGAGGAGGAGGCUGGCGCACUGGAAGCCGGGGAGGAGGCUCGGCGCCGGGCAGCCCGGGAGGCUGAGGCACUGGCCCAGCGCCUGGCUGAGAAGACGGAGGCUGUGGAGCGGCUGGAACGGGGCCGCCGGCGGCUGCAACAGGAGCUGGACGAUGUCACCGUGGAUCUGGAGCAACAGAGGCAGCUCGUGAGCUCGCUGGAGAAGAAGCAGAAGAAGUUCGACCAGCUCCUGGCGGAGGAGAAGACUGCCGUGCUGCGGGUGGUGGAGGAGCGCGAGCGGGUGGAGGCCGAGGGCCGGGAGCGUGAGGCUCGGGCCCUGUCACUGACACGGGCCCUGGAGGAGGAGCAGGAGGCUCGGGAGGACCUGGAGCGCCAGAACCGGGCCCUGCGGGCCGAGCUGGAGGCACUGCUGAGCAGCAAGGAUGACGUCGGCAAGAGUGUGCAUGAGUUGGAACGAACCCGCAGGAUGGCAGAACAGGCAGCCAGUGACCUGCGGACACAGGUGACAGAACUGGAGGAUGAGCUGACGGCAGCGGAGGACGCCAAGCUGCGCCUGGAGGUGACCGUGCAGGCUCUGAAGACUCAGCAUGAACGUGACCUGCAGGGCCGCGAUGAGGCUGGCGAGGAGAGGCGGAGGCAGCUGGCCAAGCAGCUGAGGGACGCAGAAGUAGAAAGGGACGAGGAGCGGAAGCAGAGGGCCCUGGCAGUGGCCGCGCGCAAGAAGCUGGAGGCCGAGCUGGAGGAGCUGAAGGCGCAGACGGCAGCCGCGGGGCAGGGCAAGGAGGACGCAGUGAAGCAGCUGCGGAAGAUGCAGACCCAGAUGAAGGAGCUGUGGCGGGAGGUGGAGGAGACCCGCGGCUCCCGGGAGGAGAUCUUCACUCUGAACCGGGAGAGUGAGAAGCGCCUCAAGGGGCUGGAAGCAGAGGUGCUGCGGCUGCAGGAGGAACUGGCGGCCUCAGACCGCGCCCGGAGGCAGGCCCAGCAGGAGCGGGACGAGAUGGCAGAUGAGGUGGCAAACGGCAACCUCAGCAAGACAGCCAUUCUGGAGGAGAAGCGCCAGCUCGAGGGGCGCCUAGGGCAGAUGGAAGAGGAACUGGAGGAGGAGCAGAGCAGCGCUGAGCUGCUCAAUGACCGCUACCGCAAGCUGCUCCUGCAGGUGGAGUCCCUCACCACAGAGCUGUCUGCUGAGCGCAGUUUCUCAGCCAAGGCCGAGAGUGGGCGGCAGCAGCUGGAGCGGCAGAUCCAGGAGCUACGGGGACGGCUGGGUGAGGAGGAUGCUGGGGCCCGGGCCCGCCAGAAGAUGGUGAUUGCUGCCCUUGAGUCUAAGUUGGCCCAGGCGGAGGAGCAACUGGAGCAGGAGAGCAGAGAGCGCAUCCUCUCAGGCAAGCUGGUGCGCAGAGCCGAGAAGCGGCUGAAGGAGGUGGUUCUCCAGGUGGAGGAGGAAAGAAGGGUGGCCGACCAACUUCGGGAUCAGCUGGAGAAAGGGAACCUUCGAGUGAAGCAGCUGAAGCGGCAGCUGGAGGAGGCGGAGGAGGAGGCGUCGCGGGCCCAGGCCGGGCGCCGAAGGCUGCAGCGGGAGCUGGAAGAUGUCACCGAGUCGGCCGAGUCCAUGAACCGCGAGGUGACCACGCUGAGGAACCGGCUCCGGCGAGGCCCGCUCACCUUCACCACGCGCACUGUGCGGCAGGUCUUCCGCCUGGAGGAGGGCGUGGCUUCCGACGAGGAGGGGGCCGAGGAGGCGGAGCCCGGGUCUGUGGUCCCGCCUCCUGAGCCCGAGGCUCCGCCCCCCGCCCAGUCCCAGUGAUCCCGGCUGUUGCAGACACACUGAGCGCAGGGCGCGGCCCCUCACCGGCACCUGCCCCGCGUCCCCACCGCCGGCUUCUUGCACUUUGGAAAUGAUACUGCCCUGCCCUCUGGCACUUCUUGGCAUUCACCAGCUCCACCUGGGCCUCCUGAGACCGCCCAUCCACCAACGGCCCCCAAAAGGAGGAGUGGGGUCCAGGACUGGGCUCCCUCUUGCUUGGUGGAAACUGGGGUAGUUGGCAGGUGUGGUCCGUCAGCCACCUGACCUUUCCUCAGUUGCUAAUGACAGGCCUCCCCCAGCCUUGGACGCCUGCAGAAGGGCCGGACAGGGACAUCUCAUUCCGCUGGGCUCUGCUCUCCUCUCUGGUUGGUCUGUUGUCACAGGUUGGGAUCAGAGGGAUUUAGCGUCCCUCACCCUCCCAGUCUCCAGGCUCUGGUACAAAUAAACUCCAACCUCCGACUGGACCCCUGCCUGUGGCUGUGUGUUCCUGCGGGGGUCUCUGAUGGGGAGGACACCGGCCUCUUCAGCUCCAUGGGCGGGGAUGGGAGGCUACUGGUUCUAAUCAAGGCUUCCACAGCGGGGUGUGAGGUCCUCCUGUGGAUGGGGCUCGUAUGUCUUCUUUGCCCCAGUGUCUGAGCUAUUACCUUCAGAACACAGAUGAGAAAACUAAGGCUCAGAGUGGCAUUGGCCCUCUUCCAAGCUUCCCAGUGAGCUCCAGGAGGGGAACUGCACCCAAGCUAACACUCAGGUCUUUGUAAAAUAAUAACAGUAAUAA
Molecule: messenger RNA, 6829 nt
Organism: Castor canadensis (American beaver)
Lineage: Eukaryota; Metazoa; Chordata; Mammalia; Rodentia; Castoridae
Source: RefSeq, a predicted model, not a curated record